UAUGAACUUUGCUUAAUUCAAGAUGGCGGCCAUCGUAGUUGGAAACGAUGUUAUAGACCGUGAUCUUCCGAAUGCUGUCCGUCUACUCAACAGUCUCACUGAACAGGUUGCUUCAGUAACCUGUCAUGUUCGGGACCUGAUAAAGAAAGUCAGAGAGAAAGCUUACCAAACUUCCAAGGGUUUGUCUUUUCUAGACUUGAGAUAUCAUCUGUUACUGUUUUAUCUGCAAGACAUCACUCAUUUGAUCAGUUUAAAGACAGAAGGUGAAAGUCUGAAGGACAACAGCGCAAUCCACAGACUGGUCACCAUACGGACAGUUUUGGAGAAGAUGCGCCCCCUUGAUCAGAAGCUGAAAUAUCAAAUAGAUAAGUUAGUGCGGACGGCAGUGACAGGCAGUCUCUCUGAAAAUGAUCCUCUACACUUUCGCCCUAAUCCUCAGAAUCUGGUCAGCAAGCUCAGUGAGUCUGAGGAUUCAGAUGACGAGGGUGUCGGAGGAAAAACAAAGGAGCAAAAAGAGCCUUCAGGCGGCAGGAGAUACGUACCUCCUCGAAUUGCCCCAAUGCAUUAUGAUGGAGACCUGACGGAAGCAGAUCGUCAGAAGGAGCGAGUGGAGAAGCAGAAGAGAGCGGCACUGCGCAGCUCCGUCAUUCAGGAGCUCCGGCAGCAGUAUAGUGACGCUCCUGAGGAGAUUCGAGAUCGCAGAGACUUCCAGACCGACCGCCAAAGCAGAGAAGAGCUCAACAGGAAAAACUACGAGGAGUCCAUGAUGGUUCGUCUCAGUACAACACGAGAUCAAAAGCUCAGGAAGAGGGGAAUGAUGGGAAUGACAUCCCAGCUGAGUAACAUCACACGAUUCAGUGACAUCACUGCUCUGACAGGAGGAGAAGUGCAGGAUAUUGGUAAUCCAAAGCCCAAGAAAAAGAAAAUAAUCAAGAAAGGUAAAAAGAAAGUUUUCAGGAAACGCAAGUAAACUGAUGGCAAGGAGACAAUUAAUGAUAAAAAAAAAUUUCUUAUGGUGCAAAAUUGUUUGGGUUUCGUUGUGUAAGCCAUUGAUGUGAGCACUGAUCAAACUAAUUGUUUGAUUUGUAUGUCGAUUAGCUUUCUAAUAAAAAAAAAUAAAUGAA
Danio aesculapii is the source of this 1124-nucleotide messenger RNA. It is a transcript of the gene ngdn, whose product is annotated as neuroguidin, EIF4E binding protein. Gene Ontology annotation, cellular component: small-subunit processome; nucleolus. NCBI's taxonomy places the organism in Eukaryota, Metazoa, Chordata, Actinopteri, Cypriniformes, Danionidae. Gene Ontology annotation, biological process: maturation of SSU-rRNA from tricistronic rRNA transcript (SSU-rRNA, 5.8S rRNA, LSU-rRNA). The transcript has 11 exons. The coding region runs from base 23 to 970 and encodes 315 amino acids. The record is from RefSeq and is a predicted model, not a curated record.